Messenger RNA from Paramisgurnus dabryanus, 2035 nucleotides. NCBI's taxonomy places the organism in Eukaryota, Metazoa, Chordata, Actinopteri, Cypriniformes, Cobitidae. The record is from RefSeq and is a predicted model, not a curated record.
AGAAAGAAAGAAAGAAAGAAAGAAAGAGCUCGCGUGUGAUUUGUUUGUUUAUCCUCAGUGUUUUUCUCUCUUAAGUGUUUUAUUGAGUGUAAACAGAGUCUUGUCUCUGGGUAUUUUAGUGUUGAUGAUGAGAGAUGAGAUGUGCUGUAAAUCAGUAGGAACUGAUCUGUCCAUGCUGGAUAUUGAUGAUUUCAUCACAGAAAUCUCUCAGCUGAAGAAAGAGGUGGCGUUACUGGAGACAAAGCUGAGGUUAAGAGGAGAUGAAGGACUGAAGAGAGAGGACUCCGAGCUCAGUCUGACUUUACUCUGUUAUACUGAGUCAAAGCCCACAGACGCUCAGGACACUACAGUGUGUGACAGUAAUCAGGGCUUAAAGGAUGAGGAAUCUACUGAUCAAACCUCCACAGAGUCUCUGGAUUCUGUCUGUAAUGCUGGAGAACAGCAGCAGAUCCUGCAGACCAAACUCAAGAUGUGUUCAGUCAAACUCACGGACUGCAAGAACCUCAUGAUGAAGACGGGAAAAGAAACCCCAGAGGAAGAUCACACUGAUGACGAUGAUGAUGUGGAGGAGAAGAAUUAUGACAACGACGAUGAUGAUGAUUUUAUUCCUUCAGGCGAAAAGAGUGAUUCUUAUUCUGAGGGAGAAAUAACGUCCUCAACAUCAAAAGAGAGACGGACAGCACAAUCUUUUUCCUGCACCACUUGUGGAAAGACAUUGAGCUCACAUGGACAUUUAAAGAGACAUGAGAGAAAACACAAUGAAGAGAAACUCUUCACCUGCAGGAGAUGUAAGAUCAGCUUUACUACCUUACAAGAAAAGGAACUUCAUUCAAAAGAGCACAGAGAGGAGAAGAAGAAGUUACACUGUGAGAAAAUGUAUGAAAAGUGUUUCUACUGCACUGAAUGUGACAAAUAUUUUAGCACCAAAGGAAAUCUUGUUGCUCAUCAGAGAAUUCACACAGGAGAAAAACCAUACGAGUGUCCUCACUGUGAGAAGAGAUUCAACCACAAACCUCAUCUGACGAAACAUGUGCGUAUACACACCAAUGAGAGACCGUAUCAGUGCAGUCAAUGUGGAAAAACCUUUACAGAAACCGGUUCUUUAAAGUUACAUGAAAAAACACACACUGAAGAGAAACCCUAUCAGUGUUCAUACUGUGAUAAAUGUUUUCGCCAGAAAGGUCAUCUGAUAUGUCACGAGAGGAUUCACACUGGAGAGAAACCUUACGUCUGCCCUCAUUGUGGAAAGAGCUUCAAUGAUCCAUCUCAUUUCAGAGUUCAUAAGAAAAUUCACACUGGAGAGAAACCUCAUCACUGUAAUAUCUGUGGGAAGAGUUUUAAUCGUCAUAACAUUUUUGUGAAUCACCAGAGAACUCAUACAGGAGAAAGACUUUACAAAUGCUCUCAGUGUGAGAAGAUGUUUGCUCGACCAGAUGUCCUGAGAACCCAUGAGAGAGUUCACACUGGAGAGAAACCUUACGUCUGCUCGAUCUGUGGAGAGAGAUUUGCUUAUUUAGGAGGUCUUCAUACUCACAAGAAGAAACAUACUGAAGAACAAACUACACUGCAAUCAUCAUAGCAUCUUUUAACUUUGAAACAAUUUAGCUUAAACUCACAUUUCUUAUGUUAUUGUUGUCUUUUUUUUGCAAAAUAAAUUUUUUUGUUCUAUAUGUAAGGAAUAAUUGAUACAGACCAUUGAAUUAUUUUAAAAUAAUGCACAACUGAGGUAGUAAUGCGGCACAAUACAAAGCGGAGUCAAUUAUUCCUCUUAUACCAUGGUUACCACAGACAUUGCUCUGGUGGUUAUUUUAAGAUAUUUAACAGGUCAGGUUUGCGUUUUGCAGAAAAAUAAUCAACACCUGUAAAACAUUUGCAACCAAUCAGAAUAAAACAUUCAACAGCUCCAUGGUUUAGGCAGAAAUAAUUAUCAGAUUGAAUCAGUUUGAGAGUCUCCAUUAUUGUUUUCUUCAUGUAUUGAAAGCAUGAAACAGCAUCAAUCCUGGGACAAGUUGAGCAAAAUAUGUUGCUGACAAGA